AUGUCUCCCUCCGAUUCUAAGGCCGAACAGGCUACUGUUGAAGUUAAUCUCAACGAGCUGAAUGCUUCUAAGGAUGCGGUGCUCAUGCGGUUGAUGACCAUCCAAGCUUACAUUGCCGACCUGAGCAAAGCCUACCUGGAACAUGCCAACAGUGUCGCUACCGGUGGCCCUGCCACCAUUGACAUCCCUGCUGUGCCCGCCGGCUUGAACCUAAGCAACUUUGAACGGCCCAGCAGCCCUGGCGCCAAGUCUGAGGCUGGCACCAAGAAGCGCAAGCGUGCGCCCGUGGACCCCAAUGCACCCAAGCGUGCCCUGACCCCAUACUUCCUGUACAUGCAGAGCAACCGCGCAAAGAUCGCCGCGGACCUGGGCGAUGUUGCCAAGCCUAAAGAUGUUGCUGAUGAGGGCACACGUCGCUGGCAGGAGAUGCCUGCUUCGCAGAAGGAGAUCUGGAAGGAGCUGUACUCACAAAACUAUGAGAAGUACAAGGCUGACAUGGCCGCGUACAAGGCCGGCAAGAACGAAGAGGACCAGGACCCUGCUGCUACCCAGCUGCAGGCUGACUUUGCUGAUGCUCCCAAGGAGGCUUCUGAUAAUGAGACUUCUUCUUCCUCCUCCGAAGAUGAAGAUGAGGAAGAAGAAUCCCGCGAGUCCUCCCCGUCUCCCGCUCAACCUCCUCCCAAGGAGAAGACUCCCCCGCAGCACCAAGCGCCGCCGUGGCAGUGA
Molecule: messenger RNA, 726 nt
Organism: Penicillium longicatenatum
Lineage: Eukaryota; Fungi; Ascomycota; Eurotiomycetes; Eurotiales; Aspergillaceae
Exons: 3
Coding region: 1-726 (241 amino acids)
Source: RefSeq, a predicted model, not a curated record